GAAUCUCGAAGCGAGCGGUACGCAGGCGCGCAGUCGCACAUCCGUCAUAUACAAGAUACAAAACAUAAAACACAAGAUACAACACACAAUAUACAAGACUUCCAAAAGUUCGAUUCAGAUACAGUGCGACAAUCUAAAUACGCGUCCGAACACAAGAUCGCGACGCAGAACGAGGCAACCUGGCAAAAAGUAAAACAUAUAGACAGCGAAAUAAAUAAAGCGGAGGCAUAAAAAUUCCUCACAUCGUUCGGUGCGCAGCGACGACGAUCGAAUGCGGACAAAAAGCCUAAAAUACAAUACAGCGAGCGAGGCGAAAUAAAAGCAAGUCGAGGUGCGAGGUGCGAGACAAGAAAUUAAAUUGAUAAAACCUAAAAAGCGGAGCCUAGGACUUUGUCUUCUCCUGGGCCCAAACAUCGUUCGUCGAGCAAAAGCAAACUUGUCGCGUUGUUUGCUCUUCGCGGGCAAUUAUCGGGGCGAAUCGGGAAUCUGGGAAUUCGAGUGCGAACCCACCAGAGUGCUAAAGUGUGUGUGGACGAGUGUGUGCGCUAGUGUGCCAGUGCCAGUGCCAGCACUAGUGUGUAUAUAUAUAUAUAUAUAUGUUUAUAGCUGGUGUGGCAAAUAGCUCAAAGCCACGAAAUUGCUUUUAUCGGCGCACCGAAAUCGCUAAACUGCACAAAUCCAGAAAUUAAAAACAAAAAGAGAAACUGUUUAGCUGAAGGGCAAGCCGGCCAGCCAGCGAUCCCACAAAAUAUUAACCCGCCGGGCUUAACAACGCCAGCAAACAAACAAACAAACGGCCAGAAAAAUGUAUAAUAAAAAAUUACAGCAAGUGAUCGUGCAGAAAAUAGAUCGAUAAACCCAAACCGAACUCAAACCCGAAAAAAAAAAGCGAACAAAAAUCGAAAAAAAAGGGGGGGGAAAAGGCGAAAAAGCGACGCGGUCCAGCGCAGAGUAUAAAAAUAAAUAAACGAGCGACGAUCAGCGAGCGAUCAAGGAGCUGCAGCAGGAGGAAGGAGCACGUUUCUGGGUUUUUGUUUCAAUUUCAAUUGUGGAAAUCGUAGAGGAAAAAUUCGAACCGGUCUGUUUCUGUUUGGAGUCGCCAACGCCAGCGGAGGACGAGGCCAGCAACCGAGAACCAUCGAUAUUUAUUAAACAAAGACAGAAAUUAAUUUCACGAUUUUGUGAGGCUGCACUACCACUGCAACGCUGACUACCCCAUCCCCGCCCCCCAUGCGCGGCUUGAACUUUGAGCCUGAGGUCUGGGCUGCAACAGGGAACUAGGGAUCGGGAUCUUCGGCUCGCCGGCAAAAUGUACGACAUCAAGCGCCUGGAAGCGGGACAACAGCAGAAACUACAGCAAGCACAGCCAAAACCACUGGGCCUUGACCUGAGCGGCCAGCAGCACCAACAGCAGCAGCAGCAGAAUCAACAUCACCAGCAACUCACCUGUAGCGUGAUUACAGCGCCCGAGAACCGGGCUAAUCCCAAUCCCAAUCCCAUCGAGGCCACCCACAUGACUCUGCUGACGCUGCGCCGGCGCCGAUCGCUGCAGCGGCGCGCCUGUCUGCUCAGCAUCCUGGCCGCCUUCGUCUUUGGCAUGGCGCUGGGCGUGGUCGUGCCCAUGUUCGGCCUGCCCCGCCAUCCGGACACCGCGCCCGAUCUGCCGGAGGAGAUCCACGUGGCCGUGGAGCCGCUCAGCUCGUACCGCGUGGAGUUCAUCAAGGAGGCGGACGCCGAACUGAGCGCCGAGCAGGUGUUCCGCAAUGCCUUCCACCUGGAGCAGGACAAGGAUGCCCCGGACUCGAUGGUGGUGAAGAAACUGGACACCAACGACGGCAGCAUCAAGGAGUUCCAUGUGCAGCGCACGGCCAGCGGUCGGUAUCGCAAGGGUCCGGAGCGGAGGCUAUCGAAGAAGGGUCCGGAGCGGGUUCAGAAGCCCAAGAACUCUCGUCUACCCUCCUCCACCCCAUCUGUAAAUCCCUCCGCCACCGAACCCCAGGCGGACCUCAUCGAGGAGGACGUCUUCUGGGGACCCACCGUGGAGCAGGCCCUGCCCAAGGGAUUCGCCUCGAGGGACCAACUCGACUGGGAACGCUUCGUGGGCGAGCAGGGACGCGUGGUUCGCUUGGAGCCGGGAUGCGGACGGAUGCAGAACCGCCUGGUGGUGUUUGCGGAUGGAACGAGGGCCUGUGCCCGCUACCGCCAGAACACGGAUCAGAUCCAGGGCGAGAUCUUCAGCUACUAUCUGGGCCAACUGCUGAAUAUAAGCAAUUUGGCACCGAGUGCCGCCACCGUGGUGGACACCAGUACGCCCAAUUGGGCUGCUGCCUUGGGCGACAUCACGCAGGCGCAGUGGAAGGAGCGCCGCCCGGUGGUGCUGACCCGCUGGCUCUCCGAUCUGGAGCCAGCCGGGAUACCGCAACCCUUCCAGCCGCUGGAGCGGCACCUCAACAAGCACGACGUCUGGAACCUGACGCGGCACAUGCAACCCGAAAGGCCGACGCAGACACAGGGAUUACUCAAGCGGUUGGGGGCUGCCACUUCGCCGGGCUCCGCUCAUCAAUCAACUGCGAUUGAGGAGACAGAGACUGGAACAGGAACAGGAACGGCAACGGCAACGGCAACUGCUGCGGCAGCGACAACGACAACGACCACUGCCAACGGAGCGCUGGUGCAGCGACUAAUUGAAUUGGCACAAUGGUCCGAUUUAAUCGUCUUCGAUUACCUGAUCGCGAACCUCGAUCGCGUGGUUAAUAACCUGUACAACUUCCAAUGGAACGCCGACAUCAUGGCCGCGCCGGCGCACAAUCUGGCCCGCCAGUCCGCCUCGCAGCUGCUCGUCUUUCUGGACAACGAGAGCGGUCUGCUGCACGGCUACCGGCUGCUGAAGAAGUACGAGGCGUACCACAGCCUCCUGCUGGACAACCUGUGCGUCUUCCGGCGGCCCACAAUCGAGGCACUGCGUCGACUGCGAGCGGCGGGAGCGGGACGGCGACUGCGGGACCUCUUCGAGCGGACCACCAGCGCCGGAGUGCGGGACGUGCUGCCCUCGCUGCCGGACAAGUCCGUGAAGAUCCUGGUGGAGCGCAUCGACCGGGUGCUGGGCCAGGUGCAGAAGUGCCAGGGCAGCUAAUGAAUCUGGAGCAAUAUCCAGUUGCUGGCCCCAAACACGACUGAUAGGCUGUAAAUACCGGAGCAGCAGUGGGUGCAUCUUCAUCUGGAUUGGGAUGGCAGUAGUCAAUGGGUUCAGUGGCGUGUGGAUGGGUCCUAGUAAAAUCUUAAUGUCCUUUAAUUUUGAAUCUGGAAGCUGUAACCUUGCCUAAUUAGAAUCUUUGCAAAACAUAUUCUUAAGGAGAUCGGAUUGCCCACGCCACUGGCCCCAAGGAGAUCCGAGUAUUAAAGGGUGAUCCACUGGAGUUGAACUAAAAUACCUAACUUGUAAAUGCCAGACUCUAUAUAGUACUUGAGUAUUAAGCUUACCUAUCCGUAAAUGUAUAUGUAUAAACUAAGCCUAGCUAGCGUUAACAAUGUGUGUGAUAUUUGUCUAAGGAACCAGCCUAAGUAGAUUUCAUUUUACCUUUUACAACCAAUAAACCACAAAUAUACCGAACGAAA
Drosophila elegans is the source of this 3615-nucleotide messenger RNA. It is a transcript of the gene fj, whose product is annotated as extracellular serine/threonine protein kinase four-jointed. NCBI's taxonomy places the organism in Eukaryota, Metazoa, Arthropoda, Insecta, Diptera, Drosophilidae. The record is from RefSeq and is a predicted model, not a curated record. The transcript has a single exon. Gene Ontology annotation, biological process: cell-cell signaling. The coding region runs from base 1310 to 3133 and encodes 607 amino acids.